GGAUCAGUUGCAGUUCCGGGUUUGCUGCGAGAUGGGUUUGGGGGCAGCGCAAGAGGACAAGCCGCCCCUGGAGCGGGAAGGGGUCCAGUUCCUUCAGCAGACAGUGGGCUCACUUUUUGCAGACUAUGGGUGGUACAUCCUCCUCAGCUCCGUUGCGAUUUAUCUGCUUGUACAAAAGCUCUCGCGAAGCUUUCGAGGCAAGAGGCAGCCCCGCUUGGAUGCAGCAGCUGUUGAACCCGAUGCUGUGGUGAGACGACAGGAAGCUCUGCUCGCAGCCCGUCUGCGCAUGCAAGAAGAGUUGAAUGAGCAAGCGGAAAAAUUCAAAGAAAAACAGAAGAAGGCUGAAGAAGAGAAGAGAAGGCAGAAGAUUGUCAUGUGGGAAAGCAUGCAGGAAGGCAAAAGUUAUAAGGAGACCCUGAAACGGAAUCAGCAGGAACCUGAGCCUGGACCGUCUGCAGCGACUUCUGCCCCAAAGCCAAAACCCAACAGGAAACCUUUGCGAGGUGCUGGUUACAACCCUCUUUCUGGAGAAGGUGGCGGGACUUGCUCGUGGAGACCAGGGCGCCGCGGGCCUUCCUCGGGUGGAUGAGGCUAAUUCUGCUGGUGCUGUCCAUCGACACCGGCAGGCAUUAACUUAACUCCACAACUGUGGCUGUCUGUGGGCUGCUUGGCACAGGGACUUGGGGGUGGGGGCUGUUUUUAGCACUGUAACAGCAUCAAAUAUGUGUGAAAUGAAGGGUGGGAUUCAGCUACUGAAUCCUGUCUGCAGAAGCCCUGAGCAGGUACUUCAGUUUGCACAUUGGGGCAUUCCUGCCUCUUUUCCUUCCGUGCGCCCCUUGAAAUUGGCUAGGGGGAGGGAUCAGGAGAAACACAGGAACAGCGCAUCAGGGGAAGGGGGGGAAUCAUUUCAUCCGGGAAGCAGAAAUGCUUGCGUUGAGUAGGGGAGUGCAGCAUUGAAUUCCAAAACAUUUUAAUAUAGCCAAGCUACCCAAAAUAAAUGGUGAGCGUUGACAAGAAGCGAUGCUCGUGGGACGGGUGCUGACAGUUCCUUUCCUUUCCGAGAGGCUGGUGGCCAGGCUUUUACUUUGAGACGCCUUUUCUGUGAAAUGGGGAUGUUGCCCAUUCUGCCUUGCAAGAGGGCUUGUGACUUAACCUUCUGCUGAGAGUGGUUUGGACUCUGCUGGAGAAAAGCCUGUUUUAAAGGGCAGCGUGUGCUACCCCCCUCCCCUCU
Molecule: messenger RNA, 1231 nt
Organism: Lacerta agilis (Sand lizard)
Lineage: Eukaryota; Metazoa; Chordata; Lepidosauria; Squamata; Lacertidae
Gene: SELENOS
Product: selenoprotein S
Exons: 6
Coding region: 32-589 (185 amino acids)
Biological process (GO): endoplasmic reticulum unfolded protein response; retrograde protein transport, ER to cytosol
Cellular component (GO): endoplasmic reticulum membrane; Derlin-1 retrotranslocation complex; Derlin-1-VIMP complex
Source: RefSeq, a predicted model, not a curated record